GAUUUUAGACAGGCGGGGUCCUUAACUUCUGGCACUUCUCGGAAUAUUUGUAGAGAAUGAAGUUGGGCGAACACAGCUAGCUGCCCCGCCGCUGCCGGAGUGUCAGUCCGGCUCUGUUUGAACUUUCAGACACUAUGGAGGUGUCCCGGGUCAUCCUGCGUGUGCUGUCCGUGUUGGUCGCUCUGUUCUCGGACAGGUUGGUGGUGCUGGCGGGCUUCUCGCAGUCCUUCGACAGCGACUUCACGUUCACUCUGUCCCCCGGUCGGAAGGAGUGUUUCUACCAGACUAUGAAGAAGGAUGGCUCUCUGGAAAUUGAAUAUCAGGUGUUAGAUGGUGGAAGUCUGGAUGUAGACUUCAUAAUCGCCUCUCCAUCUGGUCAAGUCCUGUUCAGUGACUACCGCAAGUCAGACGGAGUGACACAAGACGGAGACUACAUGUUCUGCUUCGACAACACGUUCAGCUCUGUCUCUGAGAAGCUCAUCUUCUUUGAGCUGAUCCUGGACAACAUGAACACAAGUGAAGACCCCGAUGACUGGAAGGAGUACGUUCAAGCAUAGACAUGCUGGACAUGAAGGCUGGAGGACAUCAUGGAAGCCAUCAACAACGUGAAGGCCCGUUUAGGGAAGAGCGUUCAGAUCCAGACGCUGCUGCGGGCGUUCGAGGCUCGGGACAGGAACCUCCAGGAGAGUAACUUUGACCGAGUGAACUUCUGGUCGGUGUUCAAUAUGGUUGUCAUGAUGAUGGUUUCUGCGGUUCAGGUGUACCUGGUCCGCUCACUGUUUGAUGACAAGAGGAAAAUCCGCACAUAACACCUCCCAACAUGGACAGACAGAGAGACGAACACCUGCCGACAGGAACCUUUGAGACUGCAGUCGAUUAACACACACACACACACACACACACACACACACACACACACACACACACACACACACACACACACACACACACACACACACACACACACACACACUUCAUAACACCUCUGUUGUUCCUCUGGUCUUCAGUGCACUGGAGUCAAAGGGACUCUGGGAGUCCAGGAACUUCUCUCUGCUCUUCACUCGGUCUGUCUCUCUUUAAACUCUGUCUUUCUAUCGUCUUCCUCCGCUGCUGUAACUCCUCACAGACAGUGACAAACAAGCACGUUUAUGAUGUGACUAUUUUUCUAACGGAGCCUCAAUUUACGCUGCCAAAAUGUCCUUUUUUUUGGGACAUGUUUUUAUUUGAGCUGCACUUGAUGAAGAAGUGAUUUGAAGUCUGAAGAAUUUAUGUCUAACAGGAGGAGCGAGGGUCCGUCUGUCUUCCUCUUUAAAGUGUUCCUUUGUGUGUUUCUGAGAAGCCUUAUUAGUUGUAGUCCGGCUGUGAGGCCUGAAGUUUAUCUUGUUGUUUGUAAAGAGCUCAGACUUUAAAAAACAGAAACAGAAUACGACGCCGAUACGACCAACAAGUACGCAGGUCAACGCACAGAUUCAGUACCAUCGUUUAUUCCUCUUGGUGUCCACUCAGCUGUCGGAGUUGUCUGAUUUAAAAAAAAAUCUCUUCAGAUAUAAAAAAAAAGCUAAAGACAGAAAACAAAGCAGUUUAUGUUGUGAGCCAGGGUCUAUAACUCUUCUCAGGUGACACAGGACGUCACGUAGGCCCAGAGCCAAGCUGUGGCUACGUAAGCCAAACUGUUGUUACAUUAGCCAGCCUGCUGAUGAGUUAGCCAAGCAUCCGCUAUAUCUACAGGUGGCAGCCAUGUUUGCCGAGUAAUAGGUGAUACUACAUUCACUAAGGCUGCUGCAACAGCCUAGCUUAUGCUACUUUAGCCUUUCUGCUGAUAGGUUAGCCAAAUGGCUGCAUGGUUAGCCAAAAAGCUUCAUGGUUUGCCAAACAGCUGCAUGGUGAGCCAAACAGCUGCUUGGUUAGCCAAACAGCUGCAUGGUUAGCCAAACAGCUGCAUGGUUAGCCGGCCGCUACAACAUUCACCAAGCCGCUGCUCAUUUAGCCAAACAGCUGCUACACUGGUGGAGUUGCUGCUACAUAAACCUAGCUCCUGCUACUUUAACCAAGUUAUUCUGCUAUGCUGUUAUGUUAGCUAAGCUGCAGCUACAAUCCAAGUGGCAGCCAUGUGUGUCAUGGAUGCUACAAUAAACAUUCACCAAUCAGCUUCUGUAUAAGCCUUUCUGCUGCUACGUUAGCCAAGCUCAUUCUCAGUUAGCCAAACAGCUGCUUCACUGGUGUAGUUGCUGCUUUGUUACCCAAGCAGCUGCUAACUUAGCCAAUCAUUUGCUACGUUAGCCAAGCUGCAGCUACGUUAGCCAAGCUGCAGCUUCGUUAGCCAAGCUGCUGUUAUUUUAGUCAAGCGCCACUACAAUAAGACUAGCAGCUGCAUUACUAACCAAGUUGCCAUUGCACUCACCAAGUAGCUGCUACCUUAGCCUUGCUUUUGCUAUUUAAGCCAAGCUGCUGCUGCGUUAGCCAAUCAGAUUCUAUGUUAGCUAUGCUGAUGCCCUCAGUAUUAGAAGAGAGGAACCUCCUGCCCUGCUGUGCCGCCUCGUGGCCUGAAUGGCAGCCAGCUCUGACUCUCGCCUGCCUGGCGGAGGGUCAGAGGGUUGUGAGGGUUUGGGGGUGCGGUGUACUCUUACAGACACCUACUGUGUGAAGAUGUGUAACUGCCCGUCUCUCUGGUGACACGGGUCUAUUUCUAUCCUCCUGACACCUGGAAGGUCGUUACCACUGCAGCGUGUGAGCCGAGCCGCUCGCUGACGCCGACGCUCCCUCUGUUUAAACGUUUGUCUCUCUGUUCUCAUGACCGUCACACACAAUGAUGUGACCUCUGCACUGCCUCUGACGCCACAGAACAACACCUUAUCUUUUUCUCAGAGCGUAAUGUUGAGUAUGUUUUUGUAAUUCUCAUUUUGUCCUGACGUGUGAGUGAAGUCAUUUUAAUGUUUUCAGACUAUUCAGUUGAACAUCUUUUAUUAUUCCUCAGCUCCAUACAUGAGAGGGUUGGACGCUCCAAGCUGCCAUCUCCUUAUUCUGCCCCGUACUGUAAAAUAAAGAUACAGUAAGUCUGUGUCAGAUCAUCUCUAUGAGACAGUCUGUGUUCUGACCCUGCAAUAACAAACAGGAUCAUUGUUUAAACGCCUCGUCCUCUGUCUCCGUUAAAGUGCCAUGUAUGUCCCUUCUCCUGAUCUCUCUCUGCUGUAUUUUACUUUAAAUACUAUAUGUUGAGAGUCUCAAAGAGAUGGUCUAGUUCUAAAAUAUAAAGAUCAACAGAUAUUUUUAAAGUAUUUCUACAUUAUAGAGAAAGAAACAGUUACUGAAUGUUAGAAACCCUAUGAGAUAUUUUCCACUCGUGUCCUGUAGUUUUAAAUGUGUAUAAAUUAAACAAACAUACACUGCCUGA
Messenger RNA from Notolabrus celidotus (New Zealand spotty), 3391 nucleotides. It is a transcript of the gene tmed5, whose product is annotated as transmembrane p24 trafficking protein 5. Gene Ontology annotation, cellular component: endoplasmic reticulum-Golgi intermediate compartment; endoplasmic reticulum; COPII-coated ER to Golgi transport vesicle. The record is from RefSeq and is a predicted model, not a curated record. Gene Ontology annotation, biological process: Golgi organization; endoplasmic reticulum to Golgi vesicle-mediated transport; intracellular protein transport. NCBI's taxonomy places the organism in Eukaryota, Metazoa, Chordata, Actinopteri, Labriformes, Labridae.